AUGUCUGAAUCCAUACCGAUUCCUCGCUCGAAGUCGGGGUCCGCCCUGGACGAAGGAGUGGCCAGCGAUUAUGUUGGGAGUCUCGGAUCAGAUAUCGGGGGCUCGUCGAAUGGCGGUGCGUUGACACCUGGUUAUCAGUCGGGAUACCAGUCGUCCUCGCCCGGGAGUCCCUUGAUGCUGUCCAGGAACAACUCGUACAUUGGAAGCCAGUCGAUGCAGGAAGACUGGGAAGUCCCGCUCGACAAACUCAGCCUCUUCGACAUCUUCGACAACCUAGCCUUACCCGCAAAGCUCGACAAAUGGCAGGCCACGAUACAAGCCCAGAAAGAAAAGCUGGCACGCCAGCAGGAAAGGAUAAGGACCACGGGCAACAAUGCCAGGGACCGUGCCAUGGCCGAAUGGCGUAAACGAGUUCCCUCGGCCGACGAGCAACUCGCCAAAUACCGCUCUCGUAUGAAGAGAUCGGUGGACGACCUGAACAAGAGGUGGAACGAAGUGGCUACCAUAUCCAUCCGUGAGAAGGUGUCCUUCAUCUCGGCCGUGCUCAACGUCUUUAUCAGCGGAUAUCUGAUAGGCGCUGCACCGCAAUACUUCUACUGGUGGUACACCAUUCAACUGAUGUAUUUCAUGCCCAUCCGAGCCUACACCUACCACCGCAAGGGCUACCACUACUUCCUGGCCGACCUCUGCUACUUUGUCAAUCUUCUCGAUCUCCUGGCCAUCUGGGCAUUCCCGCGCUCGAAGCGCCUCCUGAUCAGCGCCUACUGUCUGGCGUACGGCAACAACGCCGUUGCAAUUGUCAUGUGGAGGAACUCGCUGGUCUUCCACUCCAUGGACAAAGUCGUCAGUCUAUUCAUCCACGUCAUGCCCCCAGUGGCGCUGCACUGUAUUGUUCAUCUGACCCCAGACGACUACCUGCUCAAACGAUUCCCUGCCGUUUACACCAUCAAAUACAGCCCCAAGGAGUCCCCAGAGCACUAUUCCCUCUGGGCAAUGCUCGUGUGGGCGACGGUGCCCUACGCCGUCUGGCAACUCUCCUACCACUUCUUCAUCACCGUCCGCCGCAAAGAGAAGAUCGCGGCCGGGCGACCUACUUCAUUCACCUGGCUGCGCAAAUCUUACGCCAAAACCACGAUCGGAAAGUUCGUCAACUCUCUGCCCGUAUACCUGCAAGAACCGGCCUUCAUGGCGAUCCAAUACUCCUACGCAAUCCUCACGAUAAUCCCGUGUCCACUAUGGUUCUGGUAUCGCUGGGCAAGCGCCGGUUUUCUACUGACCGUCUUCAGCUGGUCCGUGUGGAAUGGCGCCAACUACUACAUGGACGUCUUUGGCAAGCGGUUCCAGAAAGAGCUGGAGCAGUUGAAGAAAGACGUGGCGAAAUGGCAGAACAGUCCUGCGGCAAUGUUCUCUCCGCCGACAGGGCCCUUGGACGCCGAAACAAGUCCGCAUAUCACAAGAGAGGACGCGGCCAAGCGCCACGCCAAGAGGGAGUCGAUCGACAAGAUCCCCUUGCUGGACGAGAUGGGUCAGCCGCAGGAGAACGGUCACGACGACAGCAGCGCAAGAGCCACCGGGGCGGAGCUACUCAGUGCCGCGGACGAGGGUAUUCUCGACCGUAAGAGCGUGGCCACGCCGCUUGCGGAGGGGGGGUCGUGA
Cladophialophora yegresii CBS 114405 is the source of this 1656-nucleotide messenger RNA. RefSeq lists its product as uncharacterized. NCBI's taxonomy places the organism in Eukaryota, Fungi, Ascomycota, Eurotiomycetes, Chaetothyriales, Herpotrichiellaceae. The record is from RefSeq and is a predicted model, not a curated record. The coding region runs from base 1 to 1656 and encodes 551 amino acids. The transcript has a single exon. Gene Ontology annotation, biological process: phosphatidylcholine biosynthetic process.